Messenger RNA from Ceratina calcarata, 5565 nucleotides. RefSeq names its product Amyotrophic lateral sclerosis 2 (gene Als2). Gene Ontology annotation, molecular function: small GTPase binding; guanyl-nucleotide exchange factor activity. The transcript has 14 exons. The coding region runs from base 128 to 4693 and encodes 1521 amino acids. Gene Ontology annotation, biological process: endosomal transport; regulation of GTPase activity. Lineage: Eukaryota; Metazoa; Arthropoda; Insecta; Hymenoptera; Apidae. The record is from RefSeq and is a predicted model, not a curated record. Gene Ontology annotation, cellular component: cytoplasm; intracellular membrane-bounded organelle.
AGUCCAGUGAACGAGGUUCAGUCGCGAAUCACAUGCCGAAAGCGUUAUUGACGAAAAAAAUCCUACUUUGCAAAGCAAGACACUUGCAGGUUAUGCACAGCAGUUUAUCUGUCAAACAUCUCACAAAAUGGAGAAAUAUAUGCAUUUAUGGAGGGGCGUCGAUAAAUUGUCGUACACGUUCGAUGACAAACCGAACGGCAUCAUUUGCAAACUGGUCACAAUUAAAAAUUACAUUUUUUUAACGACUACUACUAACAAUUUGUACCACGGUGAGGCGUCACUUUUGGAGGACAGUUUACCAAUGUUGGUCUUCAAAAGAGCUCCAUUCGAUGUAAUUGACAUAGCAUCCAGCUCGGAUUAUUUGUUUAUUGUAGAUAGCAAUGGUCAUGUAUUGAAAGUAAAUCCUCAGGAUAUGAGUAUAGUGGACACAAUAAUUCUAAGGGAAGAAAUUAAAUGUUGUAGUCAUGGAUGUAAACAGGAAAAUGAAAUUGUCAAGGUAAAAUCAAUAGCUGUUAGCGAUCAAGCGGCAUUGUUUGUAACAGAGAGUGGACAACUUUGGGCUAGUGGGAAUCAGUCGCAAAUUGACAUCAACAGUUCAGAGCCUAAGAAAGUGAAAUUUUUUGAAGGCAGGACCGUGUCUGCUAUAGCGUGCGGCUCGAAUUUUAAUGUAGUCGCUGCGAGAAAAAUAACAAAAACAUUAAAAGACGAUACUGACAGCGAAAACGAAUUGGAGGAAGAGGUGUUUGUUAACUCGUGCCCUCAGUGUCUCAAUUCUGUAUUGCUGAGUCCUACAAGCAUAACUUCCUCGGAUACUUGCCCCACUGGUCUACAUGGACAACAAUUUAGCGAUGGGCAUUCGACUAAUUCUAACAGUGCUUUAUCCCUCGUGAGUAAGGAGCAAGACGGUACUUCAGUUCCAGAAGGUAGUAAAAAAGAACAAGUUUCCGAUAUAAUAGAAAAUGGAGAACUGUCUUCUAAUAAUGCCGCAGAUUCUGAGAAGGAAGAAAAGAGGAAUGUUAUUUUUAUAAACACAGAAGCUGCGAGACAGUUCUUAACCAGACAGUUAUCUUGGGUCUCGUCUUACGGGAAUGUUAAGGAAGACAUACCUUUGGAGAAUGUCUCGAACGUAGCUAAUUUAGUAUACAAAGGAAUAAAGAACGUGGGUGGUAAAGUUGUUACAUUGUCCAGGCACAUGAGUGGAAGUUCGGAUAUGAACGAAUUCAAAGACGACAGUAACGAGAAUCUAGAAAUCCUAGGCGAAGAAUAUGCUAAACCUACGAGUUUAGCAUUGAGCCUGCGAUCUGAAGAUUUCCCUUUAUCGUCGAGUACCGGCUCGUCGGAGCAUGAAUUAUCUCAGCAAGGUUUAAAUGACAAAAUUAACGCAUUAAUUCGUGCCGGUAAUAAUAUCCUAUCUACUGAACUUUGGACGUGGGGCGACGUACAAUAUGGGCAAUUAGGAACAGGAGAUAUUAUUAAACGUCCGCGACCUGUAUUAGUGGCGAAACUUAGUAAUAUUGGGCUCAGAAAAAUUUCAUGCGGUGAAUUCCACAUGCUUGCUUUGACGUUAGAUGGAAGAGUUUUUGCCUGGGGGAGGAAUGAUCAUAAACAGGUGACGCUGGAGGACACUGGAUAUCAAAGUGCUCCUCAAUUAAUCACUACGAAAUUGUUUCAAAACGAGAGAGCCAAAGAUGUAGCAGCUGGCAGUUUGCAUAGUUUAAUUAUGAUGCAUCAUGGUUUAUACUUUAUUGGACAGACGAGUAAAACUGGUGAAAUGUUCCAUCUCGAUACUGAGACAGGUAACGAGCAUAGUCCUCAGCAAAUCUUUAGUUCUGGAGAAUACAGUUGUUGUUCUGUAAUAAACGAAGCUGAAAUCAACAUUUCUGAUGACUUGGUGUGCGAUCAAACUUUCCUGGAGGAGAUGUUGAUUAUUUAUCAAAAUUUAAUCAAGCCGUUGCAAAAGAAAGGAGGCGCUAUGCAAGCAUCGAACGUUUAUGAAACAUUGUGCAGAUGUUAUACGGAAUUAUUAAGUUUCAGUGCGUUGAAUAUUAUCAGUUUGUGGGACUACUUUAAUCAUAUUAGUCAAGCAUACGAAGUAACGUUCAUUGCUAACGUCGAAGAGUACAUCCAUGUCUACAAGAAUUACUUGAACGCAGUCUGCGAUGUAAUGUCAUUGAGUGGAUUCGUGUACAUUGCAAAGAUCAUUGAAGUGCCACAAGUAAUAACGAAUUUAUUUAUAGAUAAAUUAAAGAGUAACGAAAUUAAAAAAAGUGCUGACGAAAUUGUUAUUUCUAUGGCAUUGCAAUAUCCAUUACAUAAACUAAACAGGCAUAAAAAGAUGGCUUUAAAUUUAAUGAAAAAUAAUGGUACAAAGAUGGGUAUAGAACAAUUGCAAGAGGCUUUAAUUAGAUGGGAGCAGAUAUGUGAUGACCAAGAGAAGAAGCAGAAGGAAGCAGAGGCGACUAAAUUGUUUUGGGAAAAUUCCGGGAAACUGGGAGAAUCGCUAAAAUCGCCAGACAGGAGACUUAUUAGGGAAUCACGAACUCAUCCUCUAUCAGUACUUAAUUCUGGUAGAUUUUCUAGCCAUUGGUUUGUUUUGUUAACUGACGUAUUUAUUCACGUUACUGGCACUUCCCAUACAGUCCACCCGCUUCGAACUCUGUGGAUAAAACUCUUGCCAGAUUCUGAAACAGUACAAAACGCUAUAUCAGUGAUAACUCCGGAAGAUUCAUUUGUAUUAUACACUCCAACACCUUCGGAGCGCAAUGAGUGGCUUCAUGCUUUACAGAAUGCUAUAAAAUGUAGCUUAUCGAGAUUUAUAGGAAACAUACCUCCAAUAGUACGUUCUAGCUCAUACUUUUUCACAAAGCACAGUGUUUUCAAAGAUGCAAAGUAUACUGGACGAUGGUCAGAAGGUAAACCGCACGGUUCAGGGAGAUUGGAAUGGUCCGACGGUCGUAAAUACGUGGGACAGUUUCACAAGGGUGUUGUUCAUGGCGCCGGUAAAAUGGAAAAUCCUUGUCAAGGUGUAUAUGAAGGGCAGUGGAAGGACGGCCAACAAAAUGGAUACGGGACAAUGAAGUACAAUAACGGAGACUUCUAUGAGGGCUAUUUCAAAGACGGGUUGCCGCACGGGCAUGGAGUUAAAAAAGAGGGUCACUUUAUGGCCUCUGUAGCCUCCGUUUAUAUUGGAGAGUGGGCUGCAGGUGUCAAACAGGGAUACGGAAUUAUGGAUGACAUUAUGACGGGUGAAAAGUAUUUGGGAUCUUGGAACAACGGUAUGAAACACGGUUGUGGGUUAAUAGUGACUUUAGACGGGAUUUACUAUGAAGGUGUUUUUAUGCAGGAUGUUUUAACGGGUCAUGGAGUUAUGAUAUUUGAAGAUGGUACUCACUACGAGGGUGAAUUUAAAUCUGCUGGUAUCUUUUAUGGGAAGGGCACGUUAACAUUUACGAGUGGCGAUCGAUUAGAAGGGAAUAUGAAUGGUGCUUGGAACGAAGGAGUGAAAGUAAUCGCAACAUUGCACAUGAACAAAACUAGCGGAAAUGUACAAGCUAACACAAAGCCAACGUCUUUUGGCAAGUUAUGCGUGUCACCAGAUCAAAAAUGGAAAGCUAUAUUUAGGCACUGCUAUCAACAACUGGGUGUACCUGAACCAGGCUCAAAAACUACUAGCAUGACUGACAAAUCUGCGGAAACGCAACGCGUUUGGCAAAACAUUGCUAGCAUAAUAACUAAGUCCCAUCAAAGAGCUUUGCAACGAAGAAAACUUUCAUCGACUACUUCUAAUAAGGAAAAAACUAACGAAGUGACUGAUCAAUUAGAUAAAAUCCUCUCUUUUGGUAACAAGCUCUCCGUUCAAAAUUAUAGCGAAAUUCAUAAAUAUUUAGUUAAUGCGUUCGAUAGCCCGCACCAUCCGUUAGGAUCUCUCUUAACAGAAGUGGCUGCUGUCUAUACAGCUACUUAUGGUGGCGUAAGGGUUCACCCUUUGUUACUCAGUCACGCUGUAUCUGAGCUUCAUAGCAUUACGUCUAGAAUAUACGAAAUAGUUAUCUUAUUGUUCCCAAUAUUGCCACGAGGAGGGAAAGAAUAUGUGUUGGAAGCUGAAAACGAAGAGGAAGAGGUUCAAGUUAUAAGCGCUGCAGCAAUACUUCAUCCAAUAUUAUUGCCUCGGGUGCAUUCAGCGCUUUUUGUAUUAUACGCUUUGCAUAAUAAAAAAGAGGAUGAUGCCUAUUGGGAACGAUUGAUGAAAUGGAACAAACAACCUGAUGUAACGCUAAUGGCUUUCUUGGACAUCGAUCAGAAAUUUUGGAAGAAUGCAAACGUAUUAAGUUUAAGUGAAAAUGGAAUACAGAGCGAACCUCAUUUUAGCGAGGCAAUAGAAACGUUACAACAAUUGAAGACUACCUUCUCGCCGUUAGAAAAAUUAUUAGUCGUUAGAAACACGUUCGAGCAAAUGACGCAAGCAGUUCAAAAGCAGUUGGGUACCACGUAUCUGUGGACAAUGGACGAAUUGUUUCCUGUUUUCUGUUUCGUUGUCGUACGCGCCAGUGUGUUGCAACUAGGUAGCGAAAUACAUUUUAUAGAAGAUUUCAUGGAACCGUACUUGCAAAAUGGAGAGCUCGGAAUUAUGUUCACCACACUUAAGGCCUGUUACUAUCAAAUAUUGCAAGAAAAAAUUAACGUCGGUGACUGAAUACUAAAAAGGCCAUAGCUUUCAUAAAUAUAUGGGACGAUCCACUAAUAUGUUAUAAUAGAUUGUUGACAGAACUAAUUAAUUAAACGGUAUGCACAAAGACAGUACCUCAACGGCAUUUAAUAUGCAGUGAUGUAAUUGCAUGAAACGUUAGACAUUGUUAUAUGAAUCGUGACUGUUAAAAGUGAUCAAGUGUAUUGAUUAUAUUUAAUACAUGUUAAAAUUAUAAUGUUAUAUAUAACAUAUUAAUAUAUCACGUCUUAAUGUAAUUAAUGAAAAUUACAUAUAUACAUAUAUAUUGUAUACAUAUCAAAUUCUAUAAAAUAUCAGUGUACAGUGUAUAUAGAUUAACGUGAAUACGAAUUUGUCUCCGUGUAAUAUGAAAGAAAAUUUAACAUCAACAUUUUAUUGAUAUAUUGCUCUUGCACUUUCAAAUUUUAGACUUCCAAAUAUCAAUUGUUUGUGUUCAAUUUUAACGAGUAUUUAUUUGCUAUUGUUGUAAAAUUACGAGUUGGAAGAACAAAAUAAAAUGAUUUUUCGCAUUUGUACAUACAUCAUAAUAUAAUAUUUUAUCUGUUCUUUGUACCAUCUAACUGCCAAAGUAUUACAUAAUUAAUAUAUUGUACUGUAACAGUAUUUAUUUAUUCUGUUCAAUUAUUGCAUUGUAUGUUGUUUGCAUAAUCCUAGAUAUUUAAGCUUGAUUUUGUAAGAUAUUCUUAUCAAACCUUGCUGCGGGUGCUGACGAAAAAACAUAAAAACGGAAGUGAACAUGAAAUGGAAUAAUAACAAUUAAUUGUAUGUUGAAUGAUGUAUUCUUUAAUGUGUAUUGAUGAAUAAGAGAUUCUUCUUCAAUAAAACAAGUGAACAAAUUA